AUGAACUCUUGGUUUCUUCUAGCAGUCCUACUAAUCUCGACUACUUCAUUCGCAAUGGCUACUUCACCUUACGUUGGAACCUGGCAGCUUGCUGAAAUUAUUGACGCUGAAUCAAACAGUAAACCACUUCCAGAAGGAAAGACAUUUGAAGCCAGAAUUGAAGAAGCUGAUGAAGGCGUUCUGCGCAUGGCAAUCAAGAUUGGAAACAACAUGCGAACCAAAAUUUCCCUUGUUGGUGAAGGAACUCCAGAGUCUCAAGAAAUUAAGAUGGGCGGGGUUAUGUCAACGAUGAUGAUGCCAGAGGCUUCGCUUUUUGCUGUUGAGAAGUUUUUGAGCAAGACCUUCCCUACCGUAACCAAGAUGGAACUCGAUGGAGACAAGCUCACACUGGUAGGACAGGGAUCUGUUAUUCUCAGCAAGUAA
Messenger RNA from Cylindrotheca closterium, 423 nucleotides. Lineage: Eukaryota; Bacillariophyta; Bacillariophyceae; Bacillariales; Bacillariaceae. The record is from the annotation of a GenBank genome assembly.